AUGAGUGAACAAGAAGCUAGUAAUCAGUUUUUUAACUUUCCUAGAGAGGAAGAGAAUGUUAUUAAGCAAUGGGAGGAAUCAAAUGCAUUUCAAAGAUCAUUAGAGAUUACUAAAGAUCUUCCUCCAUUUGCGUUCUUUGAUGGACCACCAUUUGCUACAGGUACGCCGCAUUAUGGACAUAUCUUAGCAUCUACUGUUAAGGAUAUUAUUCCACGUUAUGCUACUAUGAACGGACACCAUGUUGAGAGAAGAUUCGGAUGGGAUACGCAUGGGUUACCAGUGGAACACGAAAUCGACAAGAAAUUGGGCAUUACUGGUAAGGAAGACGUUAUGAAUAUGGGUAUUGACAAGUAUAACAACGAGUGUCGUGCAAUUGUUAUGAGAUAUGCCGAUGAAUGGCGUAAGACUAUCACCAGAUUGGGUAGAUGGAUUGAUAUGGAUAAUGAUUACAAGACUUUAUACCCAGAAUUUAUGGAAUCUGUCUGGUGGGCCUUCAAGGAGUUGUUCAAGAAGGAUGCUGUGUAUAAGGGUUUGAGGGUCAUGCCGUACUCGACCGGAUUAACCACUCCAUUGUCCAAUUUUGAGGCACAACAAAACUAUAAGGAAGUCAACGAUCCAGCAGUUACUAUUGGUUUUCCAUUGGUUGACGAUGAAAACACUUGGUUAGUUGCAUGGACUACUACGCCAUGGACUUUGCCUUCGAAUAUUGCUUUAGCUGUUCAUCCGGAAUUUGAAUAUAUCAAAAUAUUCGAUGAAGAAAAGCAAAAGAACUUCAUCUUAUUAGAAUCUUUAUUGUCUACAUUAUAUAAGAAACCUGCUGCUGCAAAGUAUAAGGUUAUUGAAAAAAUCAAGGGUAAGGAUUUAGCUGGUACCAAGUAUACUCCAUUGUUCCCAUAUUUCUAUGAAUCGUUCAAAGAUCGUGGGUUCAAAGUUAUCUGUGCUGACUAUGUUACUGCUGAAUCAGGUACCGGUAUUGUUCAUCAAUCCCCAGCUUUUGGUGAAGAAGAUUUCAACGCCGCUACAAAGGCAGGAAUUAUCGACGAAAAAAAGCAACCUCCAAACCCAGUUGAUGACAACGGUAAAUUCACUAAUGAAGUAAGUGAUUUCGCAGGUAUAUAUGUUAAAGAUGCUGAUAAGUUAAUCAUCAAGAAAUUGACACAAGACGGUAGACUUUUAGUUUCUACUCAAUUGAAGCACUCGUACCCAUUCUGCUGGAGAUCUGAUACACCAUUAUUAUAUAGAACUGUUCCAGCAUGGUUCGUUCGUAUCACUAAUAUUGUUCCUGAUAUGUUAAAGAAUGUUGAGAGAACCAGAUGGGUUCCAUCGACAAUUAAGGAAAAGAGAUUUUCUAACUGGAUUGCCAAUGCUAGAGAUUGGAAUAUUUCAAGAAACCGUUACUGGGGUACUCCAAUUCCAUUGUGGGUGAGUGAUGACUUCGAAGAAAUCGUCUGUGUUGGCUCGAUUGAUGAAUUGAAGGAAUUGUCUGGAUGUGAUGACAUCACUGACAUCCAUCGUGAAAGCAUUGAUUCCAUCACAAUUCCUUCUAAACAAGGCAAGGGUCAAUUAAAGAGAAUCGAAGAAGUUUUCGAUUGUUGGUUCGAAUCUGGGUCUAUGCCUUAUUCCUCUAACCACUAUCCAUUUGAAAAUAAGGAUAAGUUCUUAAAGGCUUUCCCAGCAAACUUUAUUUCAGAAGGGUUAGAUCAGACAAGAGGUUGGUUCUACACAUUAACAGUCUUAGGUACAUACUUAUUUAAUACUGCACCAUAUCAAAACGUUAUCGUAUCUGGUAUUGUCUUAGCCUCAGACGGUAAGAAAAUGUCCAAGCGUUUAAAGAACUACCCUGAUCCUUCUAUCGUCUUAGAGAAAUAUGGUGCUGAUGCAUUAAGAUUAUACUUAAUCAACUCUCCUGUAUUAAGGGCGGAAACUUUGAAAUUUAAAGAAGAAGGUGUCAGAGAAGUUGUUUCUAGUGUUUUGUUACCUUGGUACAACUCUUACAAGUUCUUUAAAGAUGCUGCUGAUCUUUUUAAGAAGGAAAACAAUGUGAAUUUUGUUUACGACUCUACAUUAAAAUCAACCAACGUUAUGGAUAGAUGGUUGUUAGCUUCUAUUCAAUCAUUGAUUAAAUUUAUUCAUGUCGAAAUGUCUGAAUACCGAUUAUACACUGUUGUUCCAAGAUUAUUAUCUCUUAUUGAUGAAUUGACCAACUGGUAUAUUCGUUUCAACCGUCGUCGUCUUAAGGGUUAUUCGGACGAAGGUGUCGAUGAUACUAGAGUUGGUCUUAACACAUUAACCGAAGCUUUAUUAACGUUAUCUAGAGCUAUGGCACCGUUCACGCCUUACUUAUCUGAUGGUAUCUACCAAAGAUUAAAGCCAUAUUUCACUGAUGAAGAAUUAGAGAAGUAUUGUGUCAAUCCAAAUAUGAAGGAUACAAGAUCUAUCCAUUUCUUAUCCUACCCUUCGGUAAAGGAAGAGUUAUUUGAUACUGAGAUUGAAGUUGCUGUUUCAAGAAUGCAAAAGGUUAUUGAUUUAGGUCGUAACAUAAGAGAAAAGAAAACUAUUUCCUUAAAGACACCUUUGAAGGAAUUAGUUAUAUUGCAUUCUGACCCAGGUUAUCUUAGAGAUGUUGAAUCAUUAAAGGGAUACAUUACUGACGAGUUAAAUGUAAGAAACUUAGUUAUUACUUCAGAUGAAGCUAAAUAUGGUGUUGAAUAUACCGUUGUUGCUGACUGGCCUGUUUUAGGUAAAAAAUUGAAGAAAGACGCCAAGAGAGUGAAAGCAGCGUUACCAAACGUUUCUUCUGCAGAGGUCCAAAAGUUUGCCGAAUCCGGUAAGAUUACCGUUGAUGGAAUUGAUUUAGUAACUGAAGACUUACAAGUCCAACGUGGUUUGCCAACAGAAAAGGCUUCCCAUGGUCAAGAAUCUAGAUCCCAACAAGAUGUUUUGAUUAUUUUGGAUGUUAACAUGUAUCCAGAAUUGCAAAGUGAAGGUUUGGCCAGGGAAUUAAUUAACCGUGUUCAACGAUUACGUAAAAAGGCAGGUUUGAACACUACUGAUGAUAUCAAGGUUGAAUACAAUUUAAUCAAAGAUACUAUUAAUUUUGAAAAUGUUAUUAAAGACCAUGAAGGUAUAUUAGUCAAAUCAACUAAAAGACCAUUGGAGCCAUUUACUAGCGACGAAUCUAAGGUUAUCAUCGACGAAGAACAAACCAUUAAUGAUACUACUUUCAAUUUGAGAUUAUUAAGAAUCUAA
Messenger RNA from Debaryomyces hansenii CBS767, 3249 nucleotides. It is a transcript of the gene ILS1, whose product is annotated as isoleucine--tRNA ligase. The record is from RefSeq and is a predicted model, not a curated record. Gene Ontology annotation, molecular function: ATP binding; isoleucine-tRNA ligase activity; aminoacyl-tRNA deacylase activity. Gene Ontology annotation, biological process: isoleucyl-tRNA aminoacylation. The transcript has a single exon. Lineage: Eukaryota; Fungi; Ascomycota; Pichiomycetes; Serinales; Debaryomycetaceae. The coding region runs from base 1 to 3249 and encodes 1082 amino acids.